Messenger RNA from Hemibagrus wyckioides, 5243 nucleotides. It is a transcript of the gene scn4ba, whose product is annotated as sodium channel, voltage-gated, type IV, beta a. Gene Ontology annotation, cellular component: voltage-gated sodium channel complex; membrane. Gene Ontology annotation, biological process: regulation of ventricular cardiac muscle cell membrane repolarization; cardiac muscle cell action potential involved in contraction; regulation of sodium ion transmembrane transporter activity. The coding region runs from base 427 to 1158 and encodes 243 amino acids. NCBI's taxonomy places the organism in Eukaryota, Metazoa, Chordata, Actinopteri, Siluriformes, Bagridae. The record is from RefSeq and is a predicted model, not a curated record. The transcript has 5 exons. Gene Ontology annotation, molecular function: sodium channel regulator activity; transmembrane transporter binding.
CACUCCUCUCUCCACAUGCUGAGGGUUUCAUUUGUUCUGCAGUCUAUCGGUGGUGAGUGAGAGCCGCUGGUUUGCAGGGUAAAGCUGCCUUUUUUUUCUAUAUCGUUUCCCUGCACUCUUUGAAUCUGUCCUGCUAUUUGCACAGAGGCUGCAAAACACAGCCCCCCCCCUCUCUCUCUCUCUCUCUCUGACUCGAUCCUACUGCAAAGGAGAAAGAAGAGGUAGGCAUUCACUGCAGGACUUAUCCAGCUGAAAGGUCCCCUCUCACCCCCACCCUCCUUUUUUUCUCUGAACUGUGCUAGCAGUCCCUCCUCACCCCUCACUCUUCCCAUCCCACCCAAGAAUUUCUUACUAAGUCACACACACACACACUGAGGACUAAGCUAAAGGAAAGCAAGAUAGAACGACAAACAACAAAACAGGCAGAUGGACAAACCUGGGCAUGGAAAAGUGGACAAGGAGGUAUGGAGGACUAGAGGCUCAUUCCUGCACAGAAGCACAGGAUGUGGUGAUGGGGUUCAUGCUAGCAUAGUCAUCACUCUUCUGAUUGGGGUAUGGUGUGCACAGGCACUGGAGGUAUCAGUGGGGAAGGUUAGCUUUGUAGAGGUGAUGAAUGGUAGCUCUGUGCUCUUACCUUGUACCUACAGUAGCUGUAUCGGCAUUCAAAACCUCUACUUCAACUGGAAGUAUAAUGACAAUGGGACUCUGAAUAAGCUUUGUGAGGGGGUGAUCCCAGCCGAGGGCUUGGAGCCUCAUGUGAUGAUCUACCAUGAGCGUUUGAUGUUCGUGGGCUCCAGUAAGGAGAGUAACAUCUCUGUACUGCUGUGGAACGUCACCUUCGAGGAUGAGGGAGAAUACAUUUGCUUCGCCCGCAACCCCAAAGAGAAGAACCGAAACCACAGUGCUAUAUUCAAUCUCAUCGUAGUCAACCAGCUUAAGGAAGUGGACAACACACUGACGAUCAUCAUCGUAUCUGUGAUUGGAGGGCUUAUUGGGCUGAUCAUUAUAGUCAUGGUGAUAAAGGCAGUGGUCCUACAUUUCCUCAACAAGGCCCAAGAGAAAAAUAAAGAGUGCCUUGUGAGCUCUUCAGGAAAUGACAACACAGAAAACGGACUUUCAGGUUCCAAAGCAGACAACAAAGCGUCACCAAAGGCAUAAAACGAGUAAAUGUGCUUCAGUGGAUGUUGAGAUAUGGCUAUAAAUAUGGACUGUUUUAUCUUUAUGGAAAACAAAAUGUUAACAUUAAUUUAGAUAUAUUCUAGAAUUUUGCGCUAUAUAUAUUUUAGAAAUAUUUAGUCUGAGUUUUGGGCUGGAUACCACACCUUUCAACAGCACUCGCUUUACACAGGGUUUAAAUAUGCAGUACUGUUUAACGUCUUAGACACAAACAAUAAUGAAAAAAUUUCUUUAAAAAUUUCUUUCUUAAGUAAGUCCUUAGUUUUGUUUUUUUUGAGUAAAACAGCCUUCAUUAUGUCUUUAUUACUGACACAUUUUUCUGUUUUUGGUGAAAAAAAAUAAUAUUAGAAAACUGAAAAUAAAAUGUUGACAAAAAUGCAGAAGUCAUAAAAUAAAGAACUAUAACACAAUUUGUUAAAAUAAAAUGAGGGAGUCUAAGACAUUUUAACAGCACUGUAUACAUAGAUACACUUAUACUUAAAGAAGGGUGACAAAUUAAAGGAAAAACUAACACCAAGUGCUUUAGUAAGAAGGUGGUGACCACAUUACUGUUAUUUCUCAAUGACCUCAAUUUUUUUCUCACAAAUCACAUGACUGCACAACGUCACAUGUUGAGGCUCCGGCCACUGAAGCUCCUGCCUUUAGUGAACUCUCUGUCAAAGACACACAGAUCAUUUCCUUUUCUCUUCCUGAUGCAGGAUGAAGGUAAAAUGAGCAGGAAGUGAGGCUGUUAACUGCUUAAUGCUAUCGGUAUUUCUCCACUCAUUUAUUCAGGGCUAUCCUUCAAUUUAUCACCCGGAUUUGUUCAUUUGUCCACUAGGUUCAGUUCAGAUACUGAAGAGAUACAGAUAUGAAGAGAACUACUACUUACACUGCCUAAAUAUUAACAACAAAUACAAGCAUCUAAAAUAUGCAGCCCGGAUAUUAACCUCUUUAUGAAUCUGUGGCAUGCUGAAAGGGAAAAUCCAGCCCAGAAUCAGAAACCUUUUAUUUGCAAACACAAAUAAUGUCCUGGAGAUCCAGUACACUUGUUAGAUGUCCAACACACCUGAUUUCACACGCAAGGUGUCUGAGUAACUAAAUAAGACGUGAACUCGGUGUGUUGGAAAAGGGAAACUCUUUAGUACUGUGUCCUUCAGGGCAGCUUUAAUCUAAUAUCCAUAUUUAGAAGAAGAAAAAAAACACAUGUGCCUGCUAAUGCUUCGAAUUUUUCUUGCUUUUUGAAAGUCUUUAAUGAAAAUCUUUGCUUUUAGGGAUUCUGCUAUAAAAACACAUCUGCUAUAAAAGGGAGAAAAAAGAAACUCCCUAUAAAAUAAGUUCCUUAGUAAGACAAUCCCACCCUUUUAAGGAAAAAAAAAAGAAGAAGUUCCUCCCUGCAGAACGUGAAUGAUCCUUUCUGAUGCUGCUUUUAACAAGUUAAUCAAUGCAUUUUUUUAAGGAACAAAACAGAAAGCAUGUGAAUGAUUUAUGUAUGUGCUCUUACCGGCUUACGCUUCACUCAGAUGACAGAUAACACGUUAAAUGAUACGCUGCAGGAGGCAGGAGGGGGUCCAUUUACAGCAACAUAAAUGUACCCAGUUUAUACCUGUAUGGUGUAAGGAUAUAGUGAAAAAAAAAAUGAGAGUACAGAUAUGAGAGAGAGAGAGAGAGAGAGAGGGAGAGAGAGAGAGAUUGCUGAGUGAUAAGCACAAAAAAAAAUACAGCUCCAUGUAUAAAAAUCCUUAAACUAUAAUCAUUACAUUGCUAUUACUAUUCUAUCAGACAUGCUAAUGUCAGGAUCGACUAAACCGAGAAUGAACCCAGAACCUUCAGUAACUUCGUUGUAUUCUCUAAGUCCAUAAAUCCUCUCUCUCUCUCUUGCUCUCUCGGUUUACAGGUAUAUAAAGAGCAUAUAUCUCUACGUCUUCCAUUAGAUUUGACUCUCAGAAUUCAGGGGCUCUGGCAAUCUCAGUUGUUUGGGAUAUUUUUAACAGAGCAGUUUUACAUUUCUUUUGUGUGUAGAUUUUGAGGAUUGAUGAGAUUUGACUUUCUGUUUAGUCCAAACUGAAACAGGAAGAAGAAAUGUUUCAGUUUGGUACACAGUAGAAACAUAAUUCACUUUAAAGGGUUAAUGUGUGGCAGCAAUAAGAGCAGCGUGGAACCCUGGCGUUCUGUGUGCUAUAUGGUUCAUCCUGUGAAAGCGGUAGUGCAUUUGUCAUUGCGCUGAGGUUCACAGCUUCGUACUGACGUCAUUAGCGUUAACUGUCCGUGUUACUGAUGAUUUCAGGAAUUGGGUAGAUGCUCUGAUUUCAAAAGGCAAUACUUGCCAGUCAUUCUUUCUUGUUUGUUCCAUUGAGACUGCGGUUUAAUUUCGUUGUUGUAUCUCUCACUGUACACACGUGUGUUUGGUGUCAGCCCCAUGGUCACACAAGCAAACAGCGAGAGAAGGCCAAACGUUUACUGUGGAAGUGUGUCGCUGUUUCCAGCGGAGAUACCAAGAGUAGGCUUUGUGUUUAAAGCACAUUCUAGCAUAACUAAGAUGAAAAAAGGAAUCCACUUAAAAAUCCUAUCUUUAUACGAUCUAUUCAUAAACAAACUCCAAGUACAAAAACAAUAUAAAGAAAUAUUUACAGUGCAGAGUGACAGCGUUCAGCAAGAAAACCGUGUGACUUCAGAGAACAGAAAGAACGCAGGCUGACAGAACGUCAACGAAAUUAGCCAUAAAAUCAAUUCAGAAUCGAAUGAAGUAAAUAUGAAUGGAAAUAUAUUUAAAAUUGAAACAGAAUUUAUUUUGCUUGCUGUUCUGAAUGUACUGUAGCUCGCAGUGCAGAUUUAUUGGCUAAGCCUUUGUCUCUAGACAUUCUGGCUGUCAUUGUUUUAUUGCUUAAGCAUGCCUAAGCAAUCUAGACUUAAUAUAAAAUCCUGAAAUAUAUGAAUGUACUUUAGCUUGCACUGCACAUUCAUUGCUUUUCCUGUAGCCUUGUUCUUUUUGUUAUUACUUAAGCAUGCAUAAGCAAUAUGGACUUAAUAUAACAGCGUGCUAAAUUAAAACAACUUAUAACAAAGCUCUUAAGGAUGGUUUAGAAGCUCUAGGCUUAGCGUAAUGCCAUAUUACAUGAUAAAACUUCAAGAUACUCGAGUCGUACAAUAAUGUUAAAAGAAGCGAGUGCCUGCAUGUCUCAAGAGUAUCCUGAUGCAUUCAAACGGCUCGUCGUAGUCUUUUAACUAGGUACACUUUACUUUUAUUCUUAAACCAUGUCAUUGUUAUCAGAGGAAGUUCCAACUCUGUUUUAUUAUUUAAAAAGAAAAAAAAGAAAAAGAAACAAAAAACUAACAAAAAAAAACAAAAAAUACCAAGCCCAGCCCUGCCCACUUGGUAUCUUGUACACUAAAAACAGUUUGUGUAACUCGCUACUCAGUCACAAUAAAAACACUGAGUGCCUCAAAAUAUAAAGCUACAUUUUUUAAAAAAAAGAUAUAAAACACAGAAUUUCAAAUGUGCACACUUCUCCAGCAAACAAGACACUCAGACCUUAACUCGAUCAUGAGAUUAUGAAAUGACCAACUGGAUUUCAGUGCUGGAUUUUAGAUCCUGCCCUUCUCUCACUGCCAAACCACAACACUGAGAGAUCUGCUCUCCACUCGACACAUUCCACUACAGAGAGCACUCUCUCUUUUUAUACUCACCUUUCCAGAUUCCUGAUAGAAUUAAACUAUUAUAUGCUGUAGUGACACAUGCAGAGAACACAAUUUAAUAAAGCGUUUUUAAUCGCAGAUUCAGUGAAUUUCAGCACUGAAACAGAAAGCCGUAACUUGUUGAUAACUCGUCCCCAAUCGCAAAAAUCCUCUGAAGAAAGUUCCAUUUUUUUCUUAUUCGAGCUUCUGAGUGUGUCUGUGUGGCCAACACUGGAGUAAAAGCUUCACACCGUCUGUCCUCAUUGCCUUGAAAAUGCUGAUAAACCUCAUCAACAUGACUCUAGAAAGCCAUCGUGCAAUCCGCUCGUCUCUGUAACUGUCCGUCUGUCCUUCUCCUUUACUAUGCACUUCAGUAGCAGAUUAUAAUUACAAAAAGAAUAUUACAAAUAAAA